UUUGGGAUUUAGGUAACAACCACGGCUGCGUAGAAACAUGCUUGCCUCACCAAAAUCAGUUGUCACACAGUCGGCGCGCUCGACGACAGCGCCUGCAAAUGCCUGUCUAAGGGGCGCAAAUCCGCCGCGCUAUAGGCGAUUGACGCACUAUAGGGCUAUAGCAGUAUCUGAGGGCUUAAGCGCGGAUGCCGUUGGGACAUCUUCAAGUGGGGACGGGCCUGUGGUAGAAGGAAAGGUUCCAUGGUAUAAAAAACCCUGCGCAUUCAAGGAGAUCGGUAGUUUGCAGGAGCUUGAAGCUGCUAUCUCCGCCUCAGGCAACGGUGGUCGCAUGUCUGUGGUGGACUUCUACGCAGGUUGGUGUGCCUGUUGCAAGAGCUCCUUCCCGGCCCUGUGCCGCAUCCCAACCAACGAGUUCCUGGCCCAGCACUUCAACUUUUACAAGGUCAACAUCGAGGACGCUGACAUGGCUUCCUUCAUCAAGGCCAAGGGCGUGCGUGGCAUCCCGCAUGUGCUGGUGUUUGACUCCGAUGGCAGCGACUUGAUCGGCAUGGGAGCCAGCUUCAAGAAGAUGGAAGUGCUGCGGAAGAACCUGGACUUCAUCGCGCGGGCAGAGGGGCCUCGGGACUUCGUGCUGGACCCCAAUGGGCUGGUCAGGAACCGGUGAUUGGAGGGUGGCGAGGCGAGGAUGGUGGUGAUGUGGAAGGAUGCAUGGGGAAAGGUGCAUGGGGAGCUACUAAUGGGGGCAGCGUGGGUUAAAGGAAAGGGCCACAAAGUGUGUUAGCAAUGCAGGACGCCGGCCUGCCGAAGAUUCGCAGUGGGUCCGUUGUUGCUGUUGCGAGGAAUGUGAGGGGGUGUGACGAAGAAGUGCAGAGAUGGCAAAAAGAGAUGAGAGAAGAACAGGUUGCAUGCUGCUGGAGACAGAAGAGCUGUGGUUGGGAGGCAUGGAGGUCGUUUGCACAGACGGAGGCAUGGGGCGGUUGGUUCAGGGCCCUUCUACCAUUCAUAUGCAGCAGGAUUGCCCCUGUUAUGUCGCCUUACACGGAUUGAAUGCGCAUUGGGACGUACAGGGAGUGCAGUGUAUGCGCUGCGAACAUCAUACAUGGUGAUUAGGAUCGUCCAAAAGGCACGCCGAUUAUGCAAAAACAAUUCUUUCGUUAUACUGCUUGAAGCUCAAGCCUACAUAUAUUCAUAUAUCAUGGAUGGAUGGUCGGAGAAGAAGCGAAGCAUGUUCCUGCUGGUUGUCUUUUUGUAGCGGUGUUGAUGGGGACGAGGAUGACGGAAGCGCCUGAGUGGUUCGCGCGCUUGAGACUUGCGGAGAGGUGUGCCGCACGGGAAUGGGGCAGGCAGCGGGAGGUUUGGAGCGGGAGGCACCGUGCGGUGCAAAGAGACAUGUCGGGGACGAGGCGCAUUUGGCAUGGGGCUCCGAGUGCACGCGUGUUCGCAGGGCUGUUGCAAAAGGCGUGUUUUGUGUGUAGGGUCUUAGGUUCAAAGGGUUUACCGCCUGUGUUGCGAUUGGUUGGCCGAUUACCUAGAAACACGGUCUCCAUACUAUGCUGCCGGUUCUUGGGGCGCAUGCUCUGAGGCGGUAUUGCUAGGGGGCCGCAGGGAAUGGGAUGUGUACUGCUAUAGUAACAUAAUGUACGAUCAUGGGAGCUGUGUUCUUUCGUCCCGCUUAUAUAUUGCUGGAGGCAGCGGAGAUUAUGGCUGCUGCUGCGGGUACUUCGACUUGUGCAUUAGACCUGUCCCGUCCUGGCCCCUUGGCGCAGGCAGGUUUGCUUGCU
Messenger RNA from Astrephomene gubernaculifera, 1781 nucleotides. NCBI's taxonomy places the organism in Eukaryota, Viridiplantae, Chlorophyta, Chlorophyceae, Chlamydomonadales, Astrephomenaceae. The record is from the annotation of a GenBank genome assembly.